Molecule: messenger RNA, 1770 nt
Organism: Camellia sinensis
Lineage: Eukaryota; Viridiplantae; Streptophyta; Magnoliopsida; Ericales; Theaceae
Product: ACT domain-containing protein ACR9
Source: RefSeq, a predicted model, not a curated record
CCCCAUCCCCAUCAAAUCAUCAUCACCUCUCUCCCUCCCUCCCUCCCCAACUCUCUAAAAAAAACGACUUUAUUUAUUUUUUAUUUCUAUCUAGAUUGUAGUAGAAAGAAACAUCAACCAACCAAACAAAUUAUUAAAACUCCACCUGGAUAUCCGCCGGCGAACCACCCCAUAACACGGCGAUGCGAAGCGGACAUUUGUUCAAGGCUUCUCCGCCGGCGCGCUUGAACAUGGCUGUGCCGAGCGAGGACGACGCCGUAUUGGUCCAGAAAGGGAAGAAUCCAGGUGAUCCCCACGUCAUCACCAUCAAUUGUCCCGACAAGACUGGCCUUGGCUGCGAUAUUUUCCGAACCAUUCUCGAUUUCGGACUCUACAUUACCAAAGGAGAUUUUUCUACUGAUGGGAGAUGGUGCUAUGUAGUAUUAUGGGCGGUUCCUCACUGUAGCACCCCCGUUGUGAGAUGGCCAAAUUUGAAAAAUCGCCUUCAAUCUGUAUGUCCAACUUGUUCAGUCUCAUUUUACUUAAACCAACCAUCUCCACGGCCGGCCUCAUCUCCACUUUACAUGUUAACAUUUUGUUGCCUUGAUCGAACAGGAUUGUUACAUGAUGUUACUCAAGUUGUGUGUGAACUAGAGCUUGCAAUUCAGAAAGUAAAAGUGACAACAACACCAGAUGGCAGAGUCCUGGACCUCUUCUUCAUAACAGAUAACUUGGAGCUCCUCCACACAAAAACGAGACAAGAUGAGACUUGUGAACAAUUGCGUUCUGUUUUAGGUGAAUCAUGUAUUAGUUGUGAACUUCAGUUAGCUGGAUCUCAGUACGAUCGUCAUCAGGGUUCGUCUUCCCUAUCUCCAGUUGUUGCUGACGAACUAUUUAGAUGUGAACCAUCAGAUAAUGAAACUUGUGCACAGGCUCUUAGCCCAGAUAUGAAAAAAUUGAAGAAUGCCAGUGUAACAGCAGACAAUUCCUUGAGCCCAGCUCAUACAUUGCUUCAGAUACAGUGCAUUGAUCACAAGGGCCUCCUUUAUGACAUCAUGCGAACAUUGAAAGACUGCAAUAUUCAGAUAGCAUAUGGUCGACUUGGUCCCGUUAGAAAAGGUAAUCGUGAACUGGACCUAUUUGUCCAGCAAAAGGAUGGUAAAAAGAUUGUGGAUCCCGAGAAGCAAUGUGCAUUAUGUUCUCGUUUGAAGGCGGAGAUGCUUCAUCCACUACGCGUAAUUAUUGCAAACCGUGGACCAGAUACUGAACUCUUUGUUGCUAAUCCAGUGGAGCUUGCAGGAAUGGGAAAGCCACGAGUUUUCUAUGAGGUCACACUUGCGUUGAAAACUCUUGGAACCUGCAUUUUCUCGGCUGAAAUUGGGAGGCAUUCAACUGCGGAUCGGGAGUGGGAGGUGUACAGGUUCCUUUUAGAUGAGAACUGCAAAUUUGAAUUAUCAAAAGUGGUUGUUAGAAAUCAGAUUGUGAACAGGGUUAGAAGAACAUUGAUGGGCUGGUGAGCUGAUCCUUUUGCGUUGUCCUUCACUCCCCUUAACAUGUUCGGUACUUCUCCUGUAUUUUGGGCUUCGAGGAUCAGUUGAUUUGUAUGAAUAGAGAGCAUUAUCGUCAACAGUCAUGUUAGGCUUGUAAGGUUUGCAUUCUUGAAUCUUAUUUAAUCCGAAUGCUGUGUCCCUUGAUGUAUUUAAGGUUUGCUUUAACAACCGGGCUUUCAUCCAGUAAUACUACAAAUUUAUACUUAAUUACUCAGAAUUAUCAUCUUACAAUUAUGAUUUA